Molecule: messenger RNA, 219 nt
Organism: Microthlaspi erraticum
Lineage: Eukaryota; Viridiplantae; Streptophyta; Magnoliopsida; Brassicales; Brassicaceae
Source: the annotation of a GenBank genome assembly
AUGGCUCUUGCAGUAGCUAGGAAUGGCCUUCCCAAGAUAAGAGGGUCUUUUGGAGCAUUCUGGAGCAUAUGGGACAUGAGGAGCAUGGAGGGACUUGGGCAUGGACGCAGCUCAACUGGAUACGCAAAGGAAGAAGGAGGAAGCCAUCUUGAAGACCAGCUCGACCAUCCGGUCGAGUUCCUCAACUCGACCGGCCAAGCUUCAACUCGAUCGAGCUGA